Fraxinus pennsylvanica is the source of this 1509-nucleotide messenger RNA. The record is from the annotation of a GenBank genome assembly. NCBI's taxonomy places the organism in Eukaryota, Viridiplantae, Streptophyta, Magnoliopsida, Lamiales, Oleaceae.
AUGGAAGGAGGAGAAGGAGGAGGAGGGUUGAGUGUUGGGAGCAUACCAUCAGCAUCAUCUGCGCCGCCGCCAUUUCUGAGCAAGACAUACGAUAUGGUGGACGAUCCAACGACAGAUUCGGUGGUGUCUUGGAGCAAGAGCAACAAUAGCUUCGUGGUGUGGAACGUGCCGGAAUUUUCCAGGGAUCUUUUGCCUAAAUAUUUCAAGCACAAUAACUUCUCCAGCUUCGUUCGCCAGCUCAACACUUAUGGGUUCAAGAAAGUUGACCCAGACAGCUGGGAAUUUGCAAAUGAGGGUUUCCUAAGAGGCCAAAAGCACCUUUUGAAGAGCAUAAGUAGGAGGAAAUCUUCCCAUACACAAAAUCAGCAACCCUCCCAAUUUCAGAGUUCAUCUGUUGGGUCUUGUGUUGAAGUUGGAAAAUUUGGAAUAGAGGAAGAGGUCGAAAGACUGAAAAGAGAUAAAAAUGUUCUCAUGCAGGAGCUUGUCAGGUUAAGGCAGCAGCAGCAAUCGACAGAUAACCAAUUGCAAACUGUUGGGCAGCGUGUUCACGUAAUGGAGCAGCGCCAGCAACAAAUGAUGUCAUUCCUUGCAAAAGCCAUGCAUAGCCCUGGAUUUGUUGCCCAGCUGGUGCGUGAUCAAAAUGAAAGCAACAGACGCAUCUCUGGAGGUAAUAAGAAAAGGAGACUCCCCACUCAGGAAGAGGAAGUCUUAGGUGGAAAAUUAAAUGCCGUGUCGCCUGAUGGACAGAUUGUCAAGUACCAGCCUUUGAUGAAUGAAGCUGCAAAGUCCAUGCUGCGGCAAAUCCUAAAGAUGAAUGCAACUGGGAGGCUUGAAUCAAAAGUUAACAACCCUAAUGGUUACUUGAUUGAUAAUGCCCAGCCUCCAUCUGGUGUAGCAGACAGCGGUAGCUCCUCCAAUAGAAUGUCCGGGGUGACCCUUUCAGAGGUUUUACCACCUUCUUCACAAUCACCAGCAGUAUCAGAAUCAGGAUUUUCUUUCAACUGUCCUUCAGCUGCCAUGUCUGUGGUCCAGAAUUCCUCUGGUUUGGUACAUGAGAAGAAACAAAGUACUCCAUUUCAAGAAAUGAAUGUUGGGUUGCCAGAAUUUCCUCAAACACAAGAAAUCUAUCCAGAAAAGCAUGAUGACCUAGACAUGCCUCUUAAUGGAGCUGAGUCUAGAGAUGCAGGGAAUAUGGAUGCAAUGGCAGGAUUGGUAGAUGGCCCUAUGCCAGUUGUACCUGAUGGAUUUUCAUCAGAUCUUGACAUUGAUAUCUUGCUAGACGAGAUCCCUAAGCUGCCAGGUAUAAAUGAUGUUUUCUGGGAACAAUUUCUUUCGGCAAGUCCCCUAACUGAGGAUACUGAUGAGAUCAAUUCUGGUGCAUUGGGAUGUGGUACUGGAGAGGAACAUGAUCAGAAGAUAGGGCAAGAAGGCGAAUGGGAUAGGAUGAAGCAUAUGAAUAAUGUUACGGAACAUUUGGGACAUCUUACAUCUGCAUCCAGUACUAACUGA